AUGUUAAGGGGGAAAGGAACCCGUUUUUACGACGGUCCUAUUGGCUUGACUUCAUCGCCGACAGCCACAGAUCGAGGUGAAGGUAAGCAGCACAAAGUAGCACCGAAAAAUGGCAGAUGGGGUUGUGUAUGUCGACGAGGGGCAGUAGUCUGCAUCUCCGACGAGCAAAGGGACCAAGGAUCUUCAGGGGUGUUUCGUUGUGGAGUUGAUGAAAAAAUGGUGGAGGGGAUAACUGCUCUUCGGCAUGCCCUCGAAAGAAUGAGGGAGGAUGAGAGUCAAUUUUCCGGUGGUGAAUCACGAAGGAAACAGAGGCUGCUUUGGCGGCCUCCCUUGGCUUCUUUCCUCCUGUCACUGACAGUUAAACAUGAAGGGGCAGGGGUGUUUGGGUGA
Messenger RNA from Lactuca saligna, 390 nucleotides. Lineage: Eukaryota; Viridiplantae; Streptophyta; Magnoliopsida; Asterales; Asteraceae. The record is from the annotation of a GenBank genome assembly.